Molecule: messenger RNA, 1114 nt
Organism: Jaculus jaculus (lesser Egyptian jerboa)
Lineage: Eukaryota; Metazoa; Chordata; Mammalia; Rodentia; Dipodidae
Product: carbonyl reductase [NADPH] 1
Exons: 3
Coding region: 51-884 (277 amino acids)
Molecular function (GO): carbonyl reductase (NADPH) activity
Source: RefSeq, a predicted model, not a curated record
CGCUCGUCCUCCGCUGCCUGCUCGCCGAGGUGCAGCCCCGCCGCCCAGCCAUGUCGUCCUGCAACCGCGUGGCCCUGGUGACCGGGGCCAACAAGGGCAUCGGGUUCGCCAUCACGCGUGAGCUGUGCCGGAAGUUCUCCGGGGACGUGGUGCUCACGGCGCGGGACGAGGCUCGGGGCCGGGCCGCGGUGCAGCAGCUGCAGGCCGAGGGCCUGAGCCCGCGCUUCCACCCGCUGGACAUCGACGACCUGCGGAGCAUCCGCGCGCUGCGAGACUUCCUGCGCACGGAGUACGGGGGACUCGACGUGCUGGUCAACAACGCGGGCAUCGCCUUCAAGAUGAAUGAUCCCACACCCUUUCCUGUCCAAGCAGAAGUGACAAUGAAAACUAACUUUUUUGGUACCCGAGAUAUCUGCACAGAGCUACUGCCUCUAAUAAAACCCCAAGGCAGAGUGGUGAAUGUCUCCAGCAUGGUGAGUCUUUCAGCCCUUAAAAGAUGCAGCUCGGAGCUGCAGGAGAAGUUUCGAAGUGAGACCAUCACAGAGGACGAGCUGGUGGGGCUCAUGAACAAGUUUGUGGAGGAUACAAAGAAAGGAGUGCAUGAUAAAGAAGGUUGGCCCAAUACUGCAUAUGGAGUGACCAAGAUCGGGGUGACCGUCCUAUCUAGAAUUCAUGCCAGGAAACUCAACGAGCAGAGGAGAGGAGACAAGAUCCUCCUGAACGCCUGUUGCCCAGGGUGGGUGAGAACCGACAUGGCAGGACCAAGAGCCUCCAAAAGCCCAGAGGAAGGAGCCGAGACCCCCGUGUACUUGGCCCUCCUGCCGCCAGAUGCAGAGGGGCCUCACGGGCAGUUCGUGAUGGAGAAGAAAGUUGAGCAAUGGUGAGCAGUCAGCGCACACCUCCUCCCAAGGUCCUCCUCUUGUGACCUUUCCUAAUGUGACCCAGAGAACAUCAACACUGUCCAAAUGUUAAAUCUAAACAAGCUAUACUAACUUACAACCAGUUAACUAGUCUGUUCACUGAGUGGCCUUGUAAUUCUUCUAUGUGUGAUUCCCUCUGUGAUACAGGGAGAAAAAAUAAUACGUGCAAAUAAAUGAAAAUGAAAGAGACUAAA